This is a messenger RNA of Caenorhabditis elegans, 1148 nucleotides long. It is a transcript of the gene unc-95, whose product is annotated as LIM domain-containing protein unc-95. Bases 1 to 1053 code for a protein of 350 amino acids. Gene Ontology annotation, cellular component: cytoplasm; plasma membrane; M band. The record is from RefSeq and is marked reviewed. Lineage: Eukaryota; Metazoa; Nematoda; Chromadorea; Rhabditida; Rhabditidae. The transcript has 5 exons.
AUGACUAUAUCCCCUCAACCCAGCCAUCAACAAUUCGAAUCUUAUCAAUGGACUACGGAAUCUCGUAGUAGUCAACAGAGACAUGGCACCGGGACCCCGUCUCAGGAUGGUCGGCUCUCUGCGAUUCCGGAUCCUGUGGAGCGCCACGUGGCCCGGUGGCGUAGUGAGAGCAGGAAUUCCAAUAAGGAUAAGGUGUUCCGUAAUGAUGAGGAGUUUAGUCAACAAGACGAGAUCGUUAAUGGAACACUUACCGCGUUGAAAAACGAUGUCGAGCAGACGACCGAGAUCAUUCGUCGCAAACAAGAACAGAUGAGAAUGGAACGUCGUCAAUUCCAAACCGAGAUGGAAGUCAAUGGUAGAAUCUCGAUUGAUCCGACCGACGAUUGGCUGGCCGCAAGGUUGAAAGCUGUUAGCUCGGAUGACAUGAAUCAGCAGCUUGUCAAGCUGAAACAGGAUCAGAGACAAAACGCGGUGACCGACACAUUGGCGGCCCUUGUUUACGAUGUCAACGCCACGACUGAAGUUUUGCGUCGUGGACAACGUGGACGUGACGGUGAAGAUGGAAAUAAGAAGAAGAAGGAGGAAAUCGAGUACACCUUGAGACUUACACCGGCACCAGAGGAACAAAUCCCGCAGAGGCCAAAGAUUCCAGAGGACGACAAUAUGGAGACAGACGACUACUCCCGCCAAUACGGAGUCCAAAUGUCCGAGGAGACCGAUAGCCUGCGCCGCCGCCGCGCCCGAAGCACAACUCCCCGCCGAACGCUCCACAUCUCCGGCUCCCCACCGCCACCGGCCGCCGCAGUCUGCGCUUACUGCAGUGAAGAAAUCGACGGCGCGAUUCUGACAGCGUUGGCGCCAAACUCGGAACGGGCACAGAAAUUCCAUACCUAUCAUUUCAUGUGCACAUAUUGUCAGAAGGCACUCAACAUGCAUGGAACCUACAGAGAACAUGAUCUGAAGCCAUAUUGUCAUGAUUGCUUCUACAAGUUGUAUAAUGGAUUGCAAUACGCUCCGGAUGAUCAUCAAGCUUCCAUUGAGAAACUCAUUUAAAUCACUACACAUUUUGUUUAGUAAUGAUAUAUAUGUGUGUUUAUCUGUUAUCUUGCAAAAUAUACACGAAUUAUGAAAAAAAUCCUAAUAAUAAU